AAUCAAUGAAGCAUCUUUUUUUUUUUAAACUGUCACCCUUAGGGGCGAUCUUGCGGUGGUGCCGCGGGGGUCGCAGGAAUUAUCCAGCCUGCCUCCGCUACCGGAUGCGUGGACAACAGUGACCAGAGCCGGGCCAGCAGGCUUGUGCGUGGUUUGGGUGCUUUGCAGCACUCUUCAAGUUCUCUGUUCAUCUUUUCUUGCUAUAUUGCAUUGACAUUAUAAAAAUAUGAAGCAGUUAAAGAGAAAGAGGAAAAGCAAUUUUAGUGUUCAAGAAACGCAGACCCUUUUGAAAGAAAUUACCAAAAGGAAAGAAGUCAUUUUUUCCAAGCAGCUCAACACAACGAUAAACGUGAUGAAGCGCAUGGCCUGGGAGGAGAUCGCACAGUGCGUGAACGCCGUGGGAGAAGGUGAGCAGAGGACCGGGACCGAAGUGAAGAGGCGGUACCUGGACUGGAGAGCACUUAUGAAGAGGAAGAGGAUGAAGGCAAACAUUAAAUUGGUGGGUUCAGGGUUUCCCCUUCCCACGUCUGACUUAGACGACUCUCUCACUGAAGAGAUCGAUGAGAAGAUUGCCUUCCGAAAUGAUGCCAACUUUGACUGGCAGAAUGUGGCAGAUUUCAGAGAUGCAGGUGGAUCUUUAACAGAGGUCAAAGUGGAAGAGGAAGAAAGGGAUCCCCAAAGUCCUGAGUUUGAGAUUGAAGAGGAGGAAGAAAUGUUAUCAUCUGUCAUACCAGAUUCCAGGAGGGAAACGGAGCUUCCCGAUUUCCCCCACAUUGAUGAAUUUUUCACCCUUAAUUCAACACCAUCCAGAUCUGCUUAUGAUGAGCCCCAUGUGUUGGUCAACAUAGAGAAACAGAAACUAGAGGUGGAAAAACGCCGACUGGAUAUUGAGGCCGAAAGACUGCAGGUAGAAAAGGAACGCCUGCAAAUAGAGAAAGAGCGGCUGCGGCAUUUAGACCUGGAGCACGAGCGCCUUCAACUGGAGAAGGAGCGGCUGCAGAUCGAGAGGGAGAAGCUCCGGCUACAGAUCGUCAGUUCCGAGAAACCAUCUCUGGAAAGUGAACUUGGCCAAGGCGAAAAGUCCAUACUUCAGCCACAGGACAUAGAAACCGAGAAGUUGAAACUUGAGCGAGAGCGUCUGCAGCUGGAAAAGGAUCGGCUGCAGUUUUUGAAGUUUGAAUCGGAGAAGCUGCAGAUUGAAAAGGAACGCUUACAAGUGGAGAAAGAGAGACUUCGAAUUCAGAAGGAAGGACACUUGCAGUGAUUUUUUUUUUAGGUUUUCAUUUAACAAAUGUUUAUAAACUGUAGGUGUUUCUCCUAUCAGGUGACAUAGAGUGGUUGUUGGAUUAUCUGGUUUUUAUUUUUUCCUCCCUGUCUUACCGUCAGUGUUUUCAGUAGGGAAAAGAUAGUUUUGUGUGGGUAAUUGUAUGCUUAAGUAGUAGAUUAUAGAAGCACCCUGUGCCCAAGCAGAAACAGAAUAGCAGAAUAUUGCUGUGCUAAACUCUUUCCAUUAGUAAUAUUACACAUAGUCUUGUGCUAUCUGUACACCCAGAAUUUACAAUUAUGUCUAUGUAAGUUUCUAGUCUAGUGGUUCUCCAUGCCAAAAGACGUUUGCAAUGUCUGGAGGGCAUUUUGGUUGAGGGGGGGUGGCUUGUAACUGUCAUCUAGGACGUAGAGGCCACCGAUGCUACUAAACAUGUAAUGUGUAAUAUGUGGGUCACAUAGUGAAGAAUUGCACAACCAAAAUGUCAUUAGUGCUGAGUUUGAGGAACCCUAUCCUAGCCUAACUGUGCACCUCUAUAGCUAUGUUUUAUAGUUUUAGAAUAUUGAAAUCGCAGAUAUUUAUGUGGGUAGAUACUUAAAUGGCCAAAAAACUUUUAACUAUGAAACAUAACUGUGUAGUCUGUUAAAUAUAGGAACUGAUGAGGAUUAUAGCUAUUUUAUUCCCGUGUUUCCAUCUAUAAGUAGGCUGAGAUUCAGAAAAUAGCACAGGGAACAUAGAGAUUGCCUGAAGCGGGCCACUUUGAAGCGAAGUUCAUCUGUCGGUGCUUUACAAGCAGCACACAAUUUGGAAGCUUUAGUUCCCUUUCUUCUUUGAGCCUGUCGUCUUAGUUUUCAUAUAAAAGGUAUCAUUUCAGUCAUAUAUUGAAUUUCCUGUAAAAGAAUGACAGAGGGAAGUAGACAAUGUACCAGUAAGAAUGAUACCAGUAGUCAGUGAGCUCCAACCCACUGAGCGGUUGGUUGACUUUUAAAAUAAAGAAUAGCUCUUUGGGAGUGGGAGGUGGGUGAGAAUGAAGCACUGGUAGUAGCUCUGUUAUGGAAGCACUUGUCACACAGUAUUUACUCUAUCCUGUACAACAAUUCUUAAGAAUAGUGUUAUUCCUGAAUUUGAAGCUCAGAGAAGUCACACCAUGAGUAAAUGGUUGAUCUUUGGCAUUGCAGUGUAUAUUUGUCUUUGUACCUCCCUGAGGAACAAAGUUUGUGACGUCGGUCCCUUGAGAAUUCUGAAGCCAAGGGCUGGCUCAGCCUGGUGGUUUGCCCUUAGGUUGCUGAGGGCAGUUUCUCUCCAGGUGCAGUGAUUCUGAUGCACACUGAAGUUGAAAUGGCUGCACGAGUUCACUUUGUGUUUUCUGAUUUCCAGGGCUGAUAAGUAGCUUUAAUAUUUCUCUUGUCAUACUAUCUUGAUUCUGCGUUUGUUCCUUGUUAAUUUAAGAAUGGUUUGAAAUCAUGGUGAUAUUCAAGUAUGAGUAUGUAAAGGAAACUUCUGCUAACUUACCCUUGAUUUUGAAAUAGUGUUAUUUUUCUAUUACUACAAUAAAUGCUUCUACCAUAGAAAUAAAAUUUCCUAUACUGUC
Dipodomys spectabilis (banner-tailed kangaroo rat) is the source of this 2855-nucleotide messenger RNA. RefSeq names its product Myb/SANT DNA binding domain containing 4 with coiled-coils (gene Msantd4). The record is from RefSeq and is a predicted model, not a curated record. The transcript is spliced from 3 exons. Lineage: Eukaryota; Metazoa; Chordata; Mammalia; Rodentia; Heteromyidae. The coding region runs from base 227 to 1264 and encodes 345 amino acids.